This is a messenger RNA of Scatophagus argus, 3058 nucleotides long. It is a transcript of the gene gclc, whose product is annotated as glutamate-cysteine ligase, catalytic subunit. The coding region runs from base 529 to 2421 and encodes 630 amino acids. The transcript has 16 exons. Gene Ontology annotation, molecular function: glutamate-cysteine ligase activity. Gene Ontology annotation, biological process: glutathione biosynthetic process. Lineage: Eukaryota; Metazoa; Chordata; Actinopteri; Scatophagidae. The record is from RefSeq and is a predicted model, not a curated record. Gene Ontology annotation, cellular component: glutamate-cysteine ligase complex.
CGUGCGUAAAGCCAGGAGGGCGUUAAUAUGUACAACACUGCCCGACUGCAUGAUCCAGAUUGGUUUGGCAACAACGACUUACCAAGUGGUUCACUUUGCUGUCAUUCCAUCACAGACCUGCACGUUAACAGGCUCGGUUCAUGAUCGAGCUUAGGAAAGCGAGCACUGAUUAACUCGUCAGCUUUUUUUUUCGGGGGAGCAUCCAUAUCAGCUUUCUGGUGUGUUUUACCGGGCUAACCAGACAUUAGCAAGUGAUGAGCAGAGGCCUGCUUCCUCUGGAUGCCCAGUUAAGGUUACCGACAGGGCACGCUGCUUAAUAGCACCGACAGACUUUGCAUUUAGCCUGUGAACUCUCUGACAGCACCUUAGUAAGGAUCCUUGGUUUUACUGUUUGUUUGGAGCGGGAGUUCAUGCUAGCUCCGUGCAAGUUAGAUAAACUAGCUAGUUAGCUAACGGUCGGCGUGGAAGUUCAUAGAGGCAGCCAGCAAGACACCAGCCGCCACUUUACACCUCCAGUCUGUCUGUGCGAUGGGUUUGCUCUCACAGGGGUCUCCGCUGAAUUGGGAAGAAACGAAGAAAUAUGCCGACCAUAUUAGAAAGCAUGGCAUCAUUCAGUUUCUCAAUAUCUACAACAAGGUGAAGGAACGCCAGAAAGAUGUAUUGAAAUGGGGCGAUGAGGUUGAGUACAUGUUGGUGGAAUUGGAUGACAAGGAUGAAAAGGUUCGACUGGUCCUGAACGGCGGAGAUGUUCUGCAAACUCUCCAAGACCAGGGGGAAAAGAUAAACCCCAACCACCCCACGCUUUGGAGGCCAGAGUACGGCAGCUACAUGAUUGAAGGCACGCCAGGGCAGCCGUACGGCGGGACCAUGUCGGAGUUCAACACUGUGGAGGGCAACAUGGGGAAGAGGCGACGAGAGGCCUCAUCGGUCCUCAACCAGAAUGAAACCCUGUGCACCAUCACCUCAUUUCCAAUGUUGGGUUGUUCAGGUUUCACCAAACCGGAGUACCGGCCGACCCCAGUCGAAAAGGGAGUGUCCAAGUCAUUGUUUUUCCCAGAUGAAGCCAUCAACAGACAUCCAAGAUUCAGCACCCUUACCAGAAACAUACGUCACAGAAGAGGAGAGAAAGUCGUGAUUAACGUACCGAUCUUCAAAGACAAGUGCACUCCAUCUCCAUUCGUGGAGGAGUUUCCUGAAGACGAUGGUGAAGCAGCGAGGGCAGCUCUGCCUGAUCAUAUCUACAUGGACGCCAUGGGUUUUGGCAUGGGCAACUGUUGUCUGCAGGUGACAUUCCAAGCUUGUAGCAUUGAUGAGGCAAGAUACCUUUAUGACCAGCUGGCAACAUUCUGCCCUAUAGUGAUGGCGCUGAGUGCAGCCUCACCCUUCUACAGAGGCUAUGUGUCAGAUAACGAUUGCCGCUGGGGAGUUAUCUCCGCCUCGGUGGAUGACAGGACACAGGAGGAACGCGGGCUCAAGCCACUGAAAAACAACAAAUACAGGAUCUUCAAGUCAAGAUACGAUUCAAUCGACAGCUACCUGUCUAGCUGCAGCGAGAAGUACAACGACAUUGAUUUGACGAUAGAUGAGGAGAUCAACAAGCAGCUGCUCGACGCAGGAAUUGACAAGCUCCUGGCUCAACACAUAGCUCACCUCUUCAUCCGAGAUCCGCUCUCCGUCUUUGAAGAGAAAAUUCACUUGGAUGAUGAGAACGAGUCUGAUCACUUCGAGAACCUGCAGUCGACCAACUGGCAGACGAUGAGGUUCAAACCUCCGCCUCCAAACUCUGAUAUCGGCUGGAGAGUUGAGUUCCGCCCCAUGGAGGUGCAGCUAACUGACUUUGAAAACGCUGCAUACGUGGUCUUUGUCGUUCUGCUUACCAGAGUGAUCUUGUCCUACAAGCUGGACUUUUUGAUCCCCUUGUCAAAGGUUGAUGAAAACAUGAAGGUUGCACAAAAGAGGAACGCUGUCCAGGAGGGCAUGUUUUAUUUCCGAAAGGACAUCUUCAAAGGCUGCAACCCCGUCCUUGAUGGCACUGCCUCUGCUCAGAAUGGCUUGGAGGCUGACGGUGGUAAUGAGGAGUACACGCUGAUGAGCAUUGACACCAUCAUCAACGGAAAGGAGGGAGUAUUCCAAGGCCUUAUUCCGAUUCUUAACUGCUAUCUGGAAAACAUGGAAGUUGAUGUGGACACCAGGUGCACCAUUCUGAAUUACCUGAAACUCAUCAAGAAACGUGCCUCAGGCGAACUGAUGACCAUGGCCAAGUGGAUGAGGGAAUUCGUUGCAAAGCACCCGCAGUAUAAGCAGGACAGCGUCAUAACUGACAAGAUCAACUACGACCUGUUCAGAAAGUGCGACAGGAUCGCGAAAGGCGAAGAGCAGUGCCCGGAGCUCAUUGGAAACCCAGUUAACAAGUUCAAAUGAGAAGCGCUGUAAGGAUGCAUCAUCAUCAUCAUCGUCAUCAUCAAACUUGUAUGUAAAGAAAGACCAAAUGUAUGGCGCUGAAUGGAAAUGGUCCGAUUUAAAGAGAAUGCAAAACAGCUUGUGUGUGUUGCAAGACACACAGCUGCAUUGAAAUGUAUAUGUAUAUUAUAUAUAUAUAGAUAUAUAUAAUAUACAUAUCUAUAUAUAUAUAUACUGUACCAGAUUUUUAUGAUUACAAAAUUAUUUUAAUAGGGUUAAGGCACACAAAAGCUUGUGUAAUAGAAAUCAGAUGUGUAUUUAUUUUUCUCUGGAAAUUAAGCCUAUAUGUGUGAGAAUGUAAAUGUAGCAAAGAGUUGUACAGUAGUCUGCUUUUAAUCUUGUGUUCUGUAAAUACUGUACUUCUGCUCUUGAAAACAUUAACAUUUUUUUGGGGGGUGGGGGUUGCUUUUUUUUCCCCUUGGGGCUUUCUUCAUGUUUAGUAGAGAUCUUUUCAUUCUUUUUGCAUUUUGAGAACGAUGUUUGCUUUGCUCUGCUGAUAAUAUAGUGGGACCUUGAAAGUAGUGGUGCAUUCAUUUGGAAAUGGUGAACCAUUGUUUGCAUUGUGAUGCUGCUUCAAAAUAAAUCUGUACAACAGCAA